UGGAAGGAGGGAAGGGGGCAGGGCCGGAGAAGGGGGGGGCAGGACUCGCUCACCUGUGCCGGCCCCUUGGGGGCGGGGGGAGGAAUCGGGAAAUAAACAGGAACUGAGCCCUGGGUACCUGCUGCUCCGAUCCAGAGGGGACGAGAACCCAGGAGUCCUGACCCCCACCAGACUGAGCCCCCCUGCACCCCUCCUUUCCUCCCCUUCCUAGGGGCCAGAAACCCGCCCCCUCCCCCUCCGGGCAGGUAGAAGCCAGGCGUCCUGCCCCCCAUUUCUCAUCUGGGUGUAGCGAACCCAGGCGUCCUGCCCCCCAUUCCCAUCCAGUGGGAGAGAACCCAGGCGUCCUGCACCCCCCAUCCAUGUCAGCCCCCUCGCUGUACCCCGAGGAGGAGGCGCGGGGCGCCCCCUUCCUGCCGACGCCCCCCGCGCUGGGCGAGGAGUUCUACCCCUUCGCCACGGAGCGGCGGGGGGGCCCCGGGCCGGGGGCCGGGGGGGACCCCGACACCGACGACCCCGGGGUGCUGCUGCAGCGCAAGGAGCAGGACCUGCUGCUGGCCGCCGAGCUGGGCAAGAUGCUGCUGGACCAGAACGAGGAGCUGCGGGGGCGCUGCCAGGCGCUGGCCCGGGACCACGCGGCCGCCCUGGAGAGGCUGGAGCAGGAGAAGUAUGAGCUCCGCCGGCGGCUGGCGUCGGGGGUGGCCGAGUGGCAGACGCGGGGGGCGGAGCUGGAGGGGGACCUGGCGGCCCUACGAGCCCAGCUGGGCCACCAGCGGCUGGAGCAGCAGGACACCAGCCGGGAGAGCUCCCACGUCGCGCAGGAGCUGUCGGAGCAGAACCAGCACCUAGCCGAGCAGCUGAGCCAGGCCUCACAGCUGGAGCAGCAGCUGCAGGACGAGCUGAUGGCCUUGCGGGUUGAGAAUCGCACCCUGGGGAUGAGCAGCGCCGAGCACGCGGCCCAGACCCAGAGCCUGCAGGCCGAGAACCUGAUGCUGCAGGAGCGGAAGCAGAAGCUGGAGUGUCAGGCCCGGCAGCGGCGGGAGGAGACCGAGGCCGUGCAGGGGCUGGUGGAGACGCUGCAUGAAAACCUCCUGCUCCUGCGCCGGGAGGUGCACGAGAAGGAGCUGCAGGCCCAGCAGCUCCGGGCCGAGGCAGAGGAGCUCCGAGUCUCCAACAGGUGGCUCCAGCGCCGGGUGAGGGAGAUGACGGAUGAGAUUCGUCUCCACGACUCGGAUGCCUCGGUCGCCUCCCUGCAGUCGGAGAUCGAGCAGAGCAGCGAGGGGAGCCCGGAGCAGAAUGGGGGGCCUGCUAAGCCCCUGGCCAGGACCGUAUCCGAGGCUGCCCCUGGGGGUCCGAAGACCCCAGCCCGGGGGUCGGAAGAGGAGGGUGAAUAUGCUAAAAGGGUCUUGGCUCUGACCCAACUGGAUCAAGACCUGCUGAGACAGAAGGAGGUAGAGAUACAAAAACUCCAUGACCAGCUGACCCUGCAGCACGUGGAGCUUUGCGGCCUGCAGGAGGAGCUGGCGAGCCAGAGACGCCUCUUCCAGGAGAGUGACCGGGACGAGACCCUCAAACUGGCCGUGGCUGAUCGGGAUGAAGCCAUAAUAAAGAAGGGCCAGAUGGAGCUGGAGCUGGCCCAGGUCUCUCUGGAGCGGGACUCCAUGAGCCAACAGCUGCUCGCCGCCAUCCGCCAGAAGAUGGCGCUGUCCCAGGAGCUGGAGGGCUGGCAGGACGACAUGGAGUUCAUUAUCAAGCAGCAGCUGAAGCUCCAGCGGCAGCAAGAAGGGAUCCCCGUGUCCCCCCCAGCUCCCUCCAGGACCCCAGAGCAGGCCAAGACCUCGCCUUUCUUUCGGCGCGGGAACAGCGCCCCCAAUGGCACCAGCUUCCUAUCGCUCUUCAAAAAAAGCUGAGACACUGGGGGCUGGUUCUGGAGU
Caretta caretta (loggerhead turtle) is the source of this 1931-nucleotide messenger RNA. RefSeq names its product BICD family like cargo adaptor 2 (gene BICDL2). The record is from RefSeq and is a predicted model, not a curated record. NCBI's taxonomy places the organism in Eukaryota, Metazoa, Chordata, Testudines, Cheloniidae. Gene Ontology annotation, biological process: Golgi to secretory granule transport; vesicle transport along microtubule.